AUGCCACACCGGGUAGCCAACUUUUUCCGGUCGUCGACCCAUUCCCUGGAGCACCAAGUUUCGAAUUUCACCAAAAAGUCAUCCUCGGGUUCCCGGAGACGGGCCUCCCCACCCGGCAGCGGAAGAAGUACGGGCUCAGAGCUAGUGGCUUAUACAUCUGAAGAGGAGCUUGACGAUUCCCAUGCUCCGCCCUACGUUCCACGCUUGAAGAUGGGCGACUCCCGGACCAGCAGUUUUACCUCGGAUUCACACAAAGAAAAGGAACAUGGGCACCACCACCGGCUCUCGUUCCCCGGCAUGCAUUUUGGGCGGUCCAACAAGGAGAGCCAUGUACACACCCCCGCCUCGCUGGACUGGAAGCUCGAGUCUCCGCCCAUCGUCAUGUACGGGAAUGCCGAGAACAGCACCGGCGCUCUGCUAUCCGGGCAGCUCUUUCUCCACAUCAAGGAUGAGGCCCUGGAGAUCGAAUCGUUUACAGCGACGCUCACUAUCCGGGUAUCGCAAAAGAAGCCUUUUGCCAACCACUGUGCCGAGUGCACCAGUCAGUGUACCGAGAUCAAAAAGUGGUCUAUGCUCGAGCACCCCUUGGUGAUGAUGAGAGGCCAACAUUCGUUCCCAUUCUCUGUGCUCAUGGAGGGCCAUUUACCUGCCAGCAUGGAAACUCCUCUCGUCUCGAUCUCAUACGAGUUCAAAGCCGAAGCCAUUCCCAGGAGCAACGGUAUCACCCCGGUACCGCCCAUCAGGCUCGAAAAGGUGCUCGAUGUCAAACGCAGUCUCCCAGCAUCCGAGAUACCACAUCACUCCGUCCGAGUGUUCCCCCCCACCAACAUCAAGGCCAGUGCGCACUACCCUCACGUCAUACACCCGAUUGGAAGCUACACUCUGGCACUUCGACUGGAUGGAAUCUCUAAGCUCAAUCCAAGGGUGAACACGAUAGAGUACUGGAAACUCAAGAAGCUCACGUGGCGACUGGAGGAAACGAUCAAGACGGUAGCACCGGCAUGCGGUCGGCACAGUCCCAGAUUGGGAGAUAGUGAGGAGGGUGCGCAGCCCAAGAAAGGCAUCGUUCGUAGCGACACGCGGAUCAUUGGUGAAAAGACGCUGUUCUCGGGCUGGAAAAGUGACUAUACCAGCGCCAAUGACGCCAAGGUGGAGCUCGAGCUGGAGUACAGCCUAGGGAAGCACGCCAGGUCUGCCUGUGAUACCAAGAGCCAGGAUGGGACCGAGGUGAGUCACCAGCUGAUGGUGGAGAUGGUGGUCUCUCAGGAAUGGGCGCCAGUGAACAAGCCCUCUCUGGUCACUCACACCGGGGUUGGACGCAUCCUGCGCAUGCAUUUCGGCACCAUUUUGACGGAGCGCGGGGGCAUUGGGAUCAGCUGGGAUAACGAAGCCCCGCCUAUUUAUCAAGAUGUGCCCCCCAGCCCGCCCGCCUAUUCUCAAGAAACCAAUCUGCACAGCGACGCGUCAAUUGCCGAGAUGAUUGAGCCACUGGAUGGCGCUCUGACAGCGGGCCCGGUGCACAGGUUGGUGGUGGAAGAGGAAGGAGGAAGCUCUCGCGGUCAUCGGAGGGCAAGUUCUGAAGGGAGGUGA
Messenger RNA from Podospora anserina S mat+, 1590 nucleotides. RefSeq lists its product as uncharacterized. The record is from RefSeq and is a predicted model, not a curated record. Gene Ontology annotation, cellular component: cytosol; plasma membrane; cytoplasm. The transcript has 2 exons. Gene Ontology annotation, biological process: ubiquitin-dependent endocytosis. NCBI's taxonomy places the organism in Eukaryota, Fungi, Ascomycota, Sordariomycetes, Sordariales, Podosporaceae. Bases 1 to 1590 code for a protein of 529 amino acids. Gene Ontology annotation, molecular function: protein-macromolecule adaptor activity; ubiquitin protein ligase binding.